UUGUCCGCGGCCUGCCCUUGCGGAGUAGCAAACCAAAAAUCGAUUAAACUUUAAUUAGUAAUCGAAGUGGUUCCGUUUAGUUCGGUCGAAGUCGGGAUGAGCAAAUCUCCGUCGUCGGAAACGACCAGCGAGACGCUGAGCGUCAGCGACGAGUCCAUUGCCGCUUCCGUGGUCAACUCCUCGAGUGCCCCCCAGAUAAGGCCCAAUGUCAUAACCAAGACGGCGAAGAAACCCGCCAAGGAAGAGCCAAAGGAACGUCCUCCGUGGCGGCCGGCCAGUGUGGCCCAGGGAUUGGUUCCGACCGUUCCGAAGCCGGAUUUGCGAGCACGGAUUUUGGAUGUGUCCAAGUAUGUAUCUUUCUGUUUAUCGUCAGACAGCCAGCAGUGCAAUGAGAGCAGUUGGGUUUAAAAAUAGCUCCGGCUUUGUUCCCAAUUGGAUCUCGGCAGGCGUUGAAAUGUAGUGCACAGUGGGAAAAACAAAGCACAGAGAAUCAAAAUGCAUCUUACACAAUGAUAGGUGUCACGUGACGCGACGCAAAUUUCCUGUACGAUUC
This is a messenger RNA of Aedes albopictus (Asian tiger mosquito), 553 nucleotides long. RefSeq lists its product as uncharacterized. Bases 97 to 408 code for a protein of 103 amino acids. NCBI's taxonomy places the organism in Eukaryota, Metazoa, Arthropoda, Insecta, Diptera, Culicidae. The transcript has 2 exons. The record is from RefSeq and is a predicted model, not a curated record.